AUGCUAACGGCAAUGAUAGAGACUGGUUCUAAUACUGAAAAAGUUAAGGAAAGUGACAAUAUAACUAUUGAAGAUAAGAGGUCAUUAAUUAGGCGGGAUCCCUCAUUCUCCGGUUGGGGUGAAGAGAAUGGGAACUUACAGCCAACUCUAUUAGAAAAUCAGGAUUUGAACUCAGAGGACUUCAAUUUUGAACAGAUUUUGGUACAACGGAGUGGGUUAGAAAAUGCAAAUUUAGGGGGAGAGAGACACCAUUCUAGUAAGCUUCAGUUAAGGAUGGAUCGUAGUAGUGAUGUGGACGAUGCAUCCACUAAUGAUGUGAGAAACAGGAACGAGAAUUAUGAGCCCUUUGGUGUUGAAAAUAGUAUAAAAAAUGAUCAGAGAUAUUCCGACCACUAUUGGAAGAGACGCAGAUUAACAGAGCUGCGUUGCCUACGGAAAGCGAAGGAUUGGUCUUGGCGAUAUGAGGGAUUGGUGUUGGCGAUUAGAGAUGAGGAAUUGCAGACAAUGGCGAUUCGAUCGCGAGAGAGGGGCUGGAAUUUAGGGCUCAUGGUCGUUGAGAGGGAGUGA
Molecule: messenger RNA, 567 nt
Organism: Fraxinus pennsylvanica
Lineage: Eukaryota; Viridiplantae; Streptophyta; Magnoliopsida; Lamiales; Oleaceae
Source: the annotation of a GenBank genome assembly